Molecule: messenger RNA, 1537 nt
Organism: Neopelma chrysocephalum (saffron-crested tyrant-manakin)
Lineage: Eukaryota; Metazoa; Chordata; Aves; Passeriformes; Pipridae
Gene: CCN3
Product: cellular communication network factor 3
Exons: 4
Coding region: 34-1188 (384 amino acids)
Biological process (GO): signal transduction; cell adhesion
Cellular component (GO): extracellular region; extracellular matrix
Molecular function (GO): heparin binding; integrin binding
Source: RefSeq, a predicted model, not a curated record
GCCGCCAGAGCCGAUUGCGCGGCGGGCGGGACCAUGGCGACAGGCGGCGGGCAAGACCUGCCCGCCCUGCUGCUGCUCCUCCUCCUCGUCCUCCGGCCGUGCGAGGCAAGUGCGGGGCGCCCAGCGGGGCCGGCGGCCGGGGGCAGCCGGCGGGCGGUGCGGCCCCGUGACCCGGCCCCCGGGGCCGCCGUGUCCCCGCAGGAGAGCGGGCCGGAGCCGGCGUGUCCCCGGCCGUGCGGGGAGCACUGCCCGGCCGAGCCGCCGCGCUGCGCCCCCGGCGUGCCCGCGGUGCUGGACGGCUGCUCCUGCUGCCUGGUGUGCGCCCGGCAGCGCGGCGAGCGCUGCUCCGCGCUGCUGCCCUGCGACGAGAGCAGCGGCCUCUACUGCGACCGCGGUCCCGAGGACGGUGGCACCGUCGGCAUCUGCAUGGUGCUGGAGGGAGACAACUGCGUGUUUGACGGGAUGAUUUAUCGCAACGGGGAGACGUUCCAACCCAGCUGCAAGUACCAGUGCACUUGCCGCGAUGGACAGAUCGGCUGCCUGCCCCGCUGCAACCUGGACCUGCUGCUCCCCGGGCCCGACUGCCCCUUCCCCAGAAAAAUCGAAGUCCCUGGAGAGUGCUGUGAGAAGUGGAUCUGCGACCCUGAUGAUGAAGUGAUUUUGGGAGGUUUUGCUAUGGCUGCCUACAGGCAAGAGGCCACACUUGGGAUUGAUGUGUCGGAUUCAGGUGCCAAUUGUAUUGAGCAGACAACAGAAUGGAGUGCUUGCUCCAAAAGCUGUGGAAUGGGCUUUUCCAUUCGUGUUACGAACAGAAAUCAACGGUGUGAGAUGGUGAAGCAGACGCGGCUUUGCAUGAUAAGACCUUGUGAAAAUGAUGAGUCAUCUGAUAAGAAAGGGAAGAAAUGUGUCCGAACAAAGAAGUCUGUGAAAGCUGUUCGCUUCGAGUACAACAACUGCACGAGUGUGCAGACAUACAAACCACGUUACUGUGGCCUUUGCAAUGAUGGGCGAUGCUGUACCCCGCACAACACCAAAACCAUUCAGGUGGAGUUCCGCUGUCCUCAGGGCAAAGUCCUAAAAAAGCCAGUGAUGUUGAUCAACACCUGCGUCUGUCAUAACAACUGUCCUUUGAGUAACAUUGUUUUCUUCCAGCCAUCAGAUCUGUCAUCUAGCGAAGUAAAAAUAUGAAAAGCACGAAUUAGGUUGCAUAAAAGGUAUAAAUAGUUUAUACAAAACUUGACUCACAAUCAGGUGAAGGUAAUAAUUGCGUAUAUAAAAUAACUAAAAUGUUUUUUCAAAACAGUCUUUCAAACUAGGUGCUUUCUUUUUUCCUGUAGUUUAUUAAAUACCUCAUUUUACGUUUCCCCCCUCCGAAUGUCUUUUAUUCACUUGAAGGAAAUUUUGUACCCUGGACAGAGCCUUCUUUUUUUCUUGAUGGUGACAGAAAGGUCACAAAGCAGACAGCUAGACUUUCUCCUGGGUUAAGGGGAUCAUGCCACAAGUUUCAGUAGCUGUAGGACUGGGCUCUUUUAAGAGU